Messenger RNA from Trichogramma pretiosum, 3375 nucleotides. RefSeq lists its product as uncharacterized. Bases 617 to 2959 code for a protein of 780 amino acids. Lineage: Eukaryota; Metazoa; Arthropoda; Insecta; Hymenoptera; Trichogrammatidae. The record is from RefSeq and is a predicted model, not a curated record. The transcript has 8 exons. Gene Ontology annotation, cellular component: plasma membrane.
GGCGCAAGUCCAAGUUUUUGCGCGAAAACGACACUCGUGCAGCUCCGAACUUUUUGCAGACGAGUAUACACGCACACUCGCUCGCUGAUCCGGUGCAAUAGUCGCACGCCAAAGUUUUUAUUUCAACAAGAGACGUUCGUUGCAGUGCUACUUUUAUAUAGAUCCUUGUCGAACAAUAUAUCGAAUUGUGCCGGUGCGAUGACGCUGAUCCCCGACUAGUGUCAAGCCUGCCGCACUCACGUACGUACUGCACGCAAGCGAACUUGAUACAGCCUCUCGCGCGAGCUGUGCGAUCCGCAAAGGUGUGUUAUCGAGGCGAGGCGCUCGAGGGUGUGCAGGUGAUAAGAGCACACGGCAGCAGCCCAAGCAAGGAGGAAAGUGUCUCGAGGGUUAGGCGGCAUGAGAAGUACGAACGCGCCACCGAGAAGGAGCAGUAACAUCAGCCCCGAGAAGCCGAGACUAGGCAGGGGCUAAAGUCGACUCUCUCUCUCUCUCAAGUGCUGAGACAACUUCCUCGCUCUACACGUACUCUCCGCUGCGCAACGUGAGUUUUCUUUCGCUUUCGGCCCGCCAUCCGUGCAAGCACCAACAAUAACAACACACACAACGACCAAACAUGAGAUGGCUGGAGAAACUACUGCUGCUGGUGCUGCUCUACGCCGGCGUGCCGAGACUAAUUCAGCCUCCCAAGGCUGAGGCUUUUCUCGAAACCAGAGGCUGCAAUCGAACACUCAGAAAUUCCGUUGGAUGGAUUCGAUGGACUGGCCGAAUGGGAAAAUGUAUCGUCAGAUUACGAGCACCUUUGAAAGACCCACAGGUUAUAGAAAUGCGAAUAAGGAGAAUGCAAGUUGGAGUUUUGAAAAAUUCACGAUGCGAGGGGGCGCACGUACAGUUUUCCGAUGAACAAGAGGAUCUUGACGAAAAUGCCGGCCGUUACUGUGGUCACGUAACUGGAAAUACGACCAGGUUAUUUUUGCGCCGAGGUCCUGACCUGUCCGUAAUUUUGGAUUCCGAAACACGUUUCGCUGCCGAGAACCCGGUGAUCUUCUCGGCACAAUACUCAAUCCUUCCGGCUCGAUUGGCUAACGAGCGCCACCACAUACAGCGCAAUAUAGCGUCUUUGCCGUUGGCCACCACCUUGAGCGGCGACUGCCCCUUGGAAUGUACACAGCGCAACGACCGUAAAAUGUGCCGACUCGUCUCGCCCGGCUAUCCUGGAAUAUACCCAAGAAACAUACGAUGCAGGGUGGAGCUCGAGUCGAGCGCCGGACGCUUUCGAAUAGGCGGCGGACACGAGGACGUUUACAACUUGAUGAAUCACACGAGCCAGGAGGCCUGCAGCACCGAGUUCUGCGAGCAGGAGCACGUGGAGCUCGGCUCGAUGGCCAUGCCCAGCGCCGACCAGCCCGAGGAGGAGCGUAUCAACCUGAACAGGCCCAAAACUGAUCUGGACGAGCUAGACGAGAUAAUAAUCGGGCAAGAAAAGCCGAGCGAGGAAGAGGAAAACUCGCGCCAGCAGCAGCAGCAGCCAAAGAAGCGACGGAGGUCAAAGGGCAAGCAGCAUCAGCAGCAGCUGCAACAAGCUCGGCACUCCGAGGACUUGGACGCGUUGCCAGAUGACGAUAAGGAGGAUACGGAUCAUUCUAGCAACAGACCAACGGACGGCUCCAGCGAGUCGGAGCCAUUUAUCAAUGAGCUGCUCCGACCGAAAAAUAGGAAGCAGCAUCGAGAUAAGCAACUUUUUUGGCCGAAGCACAGGAGAGAAUCAGAGAGCGAAUCGCACGAUAGAUCAAGCUCGCACCGUCAGCGUCGGACCGGAGGUCAGCAGCACCGGCACUUGCGCAAGGGCCGACGACCGCACGACAGUCUGGUCGAGCAGGCGCACUUGGGCAGCGGCAGCUGCGUCGGCGACUAUCUCGCCCUCAUGGAGAACUUCAACGGUCGCCUGCUGGAGAUCGGCAAGUUCUGCGGCGAGGGUCACUUCCCGCAGAUCCUGACGCGCGGUCGCAACCUCGUGGUGGAGUUUCGUGCCGAGCGCGACGGCACCGUGAUGCACGACGGCUUCCAUCUGAGCAUACAGGAGAGCGAGGCACCGGCCGCGGCUCUCGCUGCGGCGGCCGAUCUGUCGCUGGCUCUGCCGGCCCAGGCCGAUCGCCACAAGCCGCCCAGCUGCGACUUUACCUUACGGAGCAACGACAAGGCCAAGGACAGCGUCAAGUCCUUGCGUAGCUGGUACCCGCCGGAGACGCUGUGCAAUUAUCGAUUCGUCGGCAAAGUCAAUGAGAGGGUGUCGGUUCUUUUGAAAAUCGUGCGCGAAGAGACGGAGAACGGAGACGAAAAAUCGGCUAAGAAGAACGCGACGAGCGCCUCGGACCACUGCACGGGCAACGAGAUUGCGGUGUACAACGGCACCGAACCCCAAGGGGCUUUUCUCCUCUGGUCCUUUUGCGACGCUACUCAUACGGACAUUAAUAACAUUCAGGUACCGAUAAUGUCAACGAAUAACUUGCUGCUGAUUCAAUUCUACAGCGCAACUGGUUCGUACGAUGGCCAAGACUUCACGUAUUCCAUAACGUAUAAAUUCGUGAGAAAGGCAGCGUCAGCAACGUCUGGGAACGCGACGAAACGGCCGCGUCAGGGAGGCUCGUCGCCCCCCUCGUCCUCCCUACCUCUGCUGGAGGAGAACGAGUCGCGGCUCAUAUCGCUCAAGCCGGUGAACCUGUCGAGUCUGAAUCUGGACGAGGCCGAGGGCUGCAAUUGCAACUUCGCCGAUCGCAUCGGCAGCUUCAAGUCUUGGUUCGUCGUGCUCGUGGUCCUCGGCGUCAUAUCGUUCGCCGGGGCCUUGGCCACCGUCAUCGCCCUCAUCUGCAAGUGCGUGAGGAAUCGCAGAGCCGAGAAGAAGCUCAUCCAGCGGACCCCCAAACGGUCCUCGUUUUAUUACAAGGGCCCGACCGACUGACACAGCGCCCACAUUUAUUACGCGCCCGAGUGACAAGCCCAAAUACAACUGAGUUACCAAUAAUUUUUUAAGACUUUUAACGUGCGGCCUCUCGUGCUUGCCAAAGAGAGAAGACUGAUCGGAGAGACUGUGAGUGCAUAAAUUUAAAAUAAAAGACGGACAUAGCGAAAAACAAAUGAGAGCGAAAGAGAAACUGUGAAUUGUUCGUCGUGAAAAUAAAUGUAAUAUACUAUAUUAUACCAUAUUAGCUAACUAAUGUAAAAUUAUUUUAUAUGCGCAUGGCCGUAACGCUACGCUCAAAAAACCUAACAGUGAUUCGUUUGUACGUAAUUAUACGAUAAUAGACUAUAAGUGUAAAGAGUCAGUUUUUAAUUUUAUUGAUUGUUAGUUUCGACAAAUACCAUACGAUCGACAAA